Lampris incognitus (smalleye Pacific opah) is the source of this 2904-nucleotide messenger RNA. RefSeq names its product spermidine synthase (gene srm). Lineage: Eukaryota; Metazoa; Chordata; Actinopteri; Lampriformes; Lampridae. The transcript is spliced from 8 exons. Gene Ontology annotation, cellular component: cytosol. Gene Ontology annotation, molecular function: spermidine synthase activity. The record is from RefSeq and is a predicted model, not a curated record. Bases 60 to 929 code for a protein of 289 amino acids. Gene Ontology annotation, biological process: spermidine biosynthetic process.
UCAGAGCUACAUUCAGUGCUCGUUCGCCUCCCGAGACAUUUCGGCUGUUGGCAUCAACUAUGGAUAACAUUAAGGAUGGAUGGUUUACUGAAACAUGCACGUUAUGGCCGGGGCAAGCGAUGAGUCUCCAAGUGGAAGAGGUCCUCUACCAUAAAAAAUCUAAAUUUCAAGAUGUUAUGGUUUUUAAAAGUAAAACCUAUGGGAAUGUCCUGGUGCUGGAUGGAGUCAUCCAGUGCACAGAGAGAGACGAGUUUUCCUACCAAGAGAUGAUUGCCAACCUUCCCGUAUGCAGCCACCCCUGCCCAAAGAAGGUGCUGAUUAUCGGGGGAGGAGAUGGCGGUGUGCUGAGGGAAGUGGUGAAGCAUCCACUGGUUGAAUCAGUAGUUCAGUGUGAAAUAGAUGAGGAUGUCAUCAAUGUUUCAAAGAAGUACCUCCCCGGGAUGGCCAAGGGAUUCUUCAGUCCUAAGCUAACUCUCCAUGUUGGAGACGGUUUUGAGUUUAUGAAGCAGAAUCAGGAUGCCUUUGAUGUUAUUAUAACAGAUUCCUCAGAUCCUGUAGGCCCUGCUGAGAGUUUGUUCAAGGAGUCUUACUAUCAACUGAUGAAGACAGCCUUGAGAGAGGGUGGAAUUCUCUGUUGCCAAGGAGAGUGUCAGUGGCUCCAUUUGGAGCUGAUAAAGGAGAUGCGAACCUUCUGCAAGACCCUAUUCCCUGUGGUAGACUAUGCUUACUGCACCAUCCCCACCUAUCCCAGUGGCCAAAUUGGCUUUAUGCUCUGCAGCAAGAAUGCUGAAACAAAUUUCCGGGAACCAGUGAGGGAACUCUCAAAAGAUGAAGUGGAAAGUAUGAACCUGAAAUAUUACAACCCAGAGAUCCACAAAGCAUCAUUCAUCCUCCCUGAGUUUGCAAGAAAGGUACUUAAUGAAGUGUGAGUGCUGACAAGACAACCCUAUGUAUUCUCUUCAACUGGUUCUUGGACAAUGGAAGGACUGCUUCAUACCACCUCCUUAACAAUCAACACUGUCUGGGUCUACUGAAGAUGGGACCUGGUGAUGAUGUGUGUGUACAUGCGUGCAUACAUGUGUGCAUGUGUGAGUGAGUGCGGGUUGGGAGGCCAGGCUCUUCGGAGAAAACACAAAUUCCUUCCAUUACCUCCUUCCUUCAAGUCUUACAUGCUCUUUGUAUGUAUUUAUUUGUUUCAGAACAUAUUUUCUUCUUCCCUCUAUAAUCGUCCCACCUGAGUUACAAAAGAAUUGGUUGGGUUAUUACAUGGACAGGGCAAUAACCAUACCUAACGUUACUCAUAAGUAAUAUUCUUUUCAGUCAGCCAUUAUCAUUACAUCAUAGUACAUGGGGUAAGAGAGUCAAAAAUGCACCGUCAGUGAGGACACCCAACCAGUAUUUUUUUUUAAGGUCAUUAAGGGUGUUAUAAUUAGCUUAACUAUACUUAAAAGGCUAAAUCCACAUUGCAGUUAAUUUAAACUAGGAGAGGAGAUAGGGAUGGCUGGUCCCUAGAGGAGAUGUUUUCCCUUUCCUAUCCUGUAUAUGUGUCAUACUUUUACUUACUUCUGUAAAGUUGUUUUUUUUCUGUCCUUGUUGAUUUUGGCUCACAGGAAAAUUCCCCUGCUUUCCAUCAGUUGCAAUUCUAUUAAUGUGUCCUCAAGAAAAAAAAAAUGAACCCAAUAGUGCCUAAAAUUGAUUGCUUCAUUGUUGAAAAGAGAAUUAGUGCUCUGGGUUUCUGUCAGUGUGCCUACGGACAGAUAUCGUAACAAGAAUGCUCAGGUGUCAAGAAUUGAGAAUAUAGUCCCUUUACAAAUUUUACAAUAUUUGUCAACCAUUGGAGACGGCAUGAAAUUGUUGGAUAUACCACAAUGCUCACCAGUCCAAGAACUGAAGACGUGUUCUUAAUAAUGGCAUUGAUAUUAUUCUUAAUAUUGGUAUUGAAGUUAUUCUACCUGAUACUGACAAGAGGAAAGUGUCAUUGAAGUAUUAUAAUUUGGACAAAAAUGUUUCGGGUAUAUGGAGUUAUUAAAAGUACAGGAUGGUACAGUGAUAAGACUGUACACUGAAUUAAUUUUGUUGAGAGCUUAUUUCUCAUUGAAUAGAAAAUGUUGAAGUCACUGUUGUAAAGUAUGGAAUGAUCCUUAUGGAAUACACACCACUUGUAAAUCCACAAUUGAGUAUGUUGAGAAAUGGAGUCAGAGAAGAGAUCGUGUUUUUAUAAGAAUUAUGACAUGUAAUAAAUAAUUGCUGUAAAAUGUGAGACCUGUUUGCGUUGAUCUUUCAUAUUUGUACUUUGCAUGAGAUUGAAAAUUAAAUGAAAGCUGGAAGGAUCUCUGCACAUAGACCACAGUUAAGUUCUGACAAGUUGUCUUCAAAGCUGCUGUAGUUUAGUGAGUCUGCUAUAUUUGUGUUGUACAGCUGCUCACAUAUGAGUUUUUACAUUGCUAGUAUGGUUCUAAAUGUUGCCCGAAGAUGGACCUGUGAUAGAUGUUUUACUUGGAGUCCUGUAGAUGUGAUGCUUAAUUAAUCAGAGCUCGGGUGAUUGUCUCAUUGAUUGAAACAUCCCGGGGAGGUCAAGAUGUAGGGUCAGCCACAGAGCUGCAUCCUCAUAGAUGGUAGAAAUUAGGUGUCUUGCUCACUGGUACAGUGGUGGCCAAAUGGAGUACAAUUUUUCAGAGCGCCAGGUUGAUGUUUGAAUUGCAUUUAUCCAGUUGAAGGAUGGUUUGGUGGUACCAGGAACACCCCCCAGAAUAAUCUCUUUCGUUGCAAAGCUUUUAGAGGGUGUUGUCCAUUGCUUUCUACUGUAUAUACUUUUUAAUUGUGUGAAUGUAAAGUCCUGUGAGAGUAACUGUGAUUUUAGACCAAACAAAAAAACUUGACUGAUAAAUUUCUAGGUGCUGCUAC